This is a messenger RNA of Diachasma alloeum, 1040 nucleotides long. RefSeq names its product gem-associated protein 8. Gene Ontology annotation, biological process: spliceosomal snRNP assembly. The transcript has 2 exons. NCBI's taxonomy places the organism in Eukaryota, Metazoa, Arthropoda, Insecta, Hymenoptera, Braconidae. Gene Ontology annotation, cellular component: SMN complex. The coding region runs from base 114 to 782 and encodes 222 amino acids. The record is from RefSeq and is a predicted model, not a curated record.
ACUGUCAACAAUAACAAAGUCGUGUGUGUUGUGUGUUUUCUCUGUUGACCUUCAGAGUGAACUCGUCGAUAAUCAUUGGAUAAUGAAUCCAAGGGAAUUGUCGUGAAUAUAUUAUGGAAUUGUCCCCACAAAAACGUGCGAAGAUAUGUAAACGAAAGAGGUUAGCCAAGAAUAGACGCCGAAAUAAGAGAAAAGUUGAGGUUAGAAGUGCUAAUCGUAGGAAGAUUACUUCUGGACAUGAGAUGAAUUUUUCCACGAUGACUGCUAACACUUUCUGGGAGAACUACAGGGUUGCUCAGGACUGGCAACAAAAACACAAUAUUGCUUGGUGGAGGUCACGUUGCAUCGCCCUCGAGCACGAGAAUAGAAUCCUGAGGAGCAAAGUACGAGAACUGGCUCAACAUUCCAAUUACAAUGAGGCAUAUCCGACACCUUCGAAUUCUCAUUACAAUGCCCUGAAUAAUUCAUCAGAAGAGGGAAACUUGGAGUUCCAUGUUGAUGAGGAUAUGCUCAAUUUCCUGGAGCAGAGUAUUCGUCAUAAAAUGGAGUUGAAGAAGAGUCGUGAAUCCGAAAAAUUUGGUUCUGGGGUAAAUGACGAGAAUGAUUGUCCUCUGGUUUUUCGAGAGAUCCAGGACCAUGAGAAAUUGGAGAAUGCUCAAGAAUUGUAUGGAUCCGCUGCCUCUAGGAUAAUUGCUAUGGAGACAGCUCUUCAGGUGACUGUCGAUAGGCACAAGGAUCGAGCGAAGCCUCGCUACUGGCCGAAUAUCCCAUUGAAACCUUGAGUGGACAUUUGGAGUGAUAUUUUCACUUGUAUUUAUGUACAUACAUUUCAUUUUAACCCACUCCAGAACAACCCGUGCCCAGUUUCAGAGCAAAAAGUUAUGAUUUGCUAUCAAAAUUAUUAAACAGUGCAUUAAAAUUGAGGAAAAGUUCAGCAACGCCACUUAUGCGACGCUAUAAUAUAGUCAAUCGUAUUUUUUUUCUUGGAAGAUGAUGAAUAAAUGGAUGAGACAUUUGUGAAUGAAAAAGGUCUUUUUAUU